Messenger RNA from Ictalurus furcatus (blue catfish), 4822 nucleotides. Its product is annotated as zinc finger protein 250-like. The record is from RefSeq and is a predicted model, not a curated record. The transcript has 6 exons. Bases 1349 to 3256 code for a protein of 635 amino acids. Gene Ontology annotation, molecular function: RNA polymerase II transcription regulatory region sequence-specific DNA binding; DNA-binding transcription factor activity, RNA polymerase II-specific. NCBI's taxonomy places the organism in Eukaryota, Metazoa, Chordata, Actinopteri, Siluriformes, Ictaluridae. Gene Ontology annotation, biological process: regulation of transcription by RNA polymerase II. Gene Ontology annotation, cellular component: nucleus.
GUUAUUUCUCCCAGAAAUGCUACCUAAUUGUUUUUUUUUGUUUUGUUCAAAUAACAGUUGCAGUGAUAGUGAUCAGGUUUUUAAAGUUACUCUAAAGUAUACUACCCCUGGCAAAAAUUAUGGAAAUUACCACACUUGGAGGAUGUUCACCUGGCUAGUUUUACUUCGCAGCAAAUAAACUAAUCACCGAUAUGAAACAAAACAUUUUUUGUUUAAUAGCUGAACAUUCUGGCUUCAUAAAACAUACCUAAAACAAAUUGAAUGAAAUUAUUUAAUUAAUGGAAUAUUUUUUCCAAAUCAAGCAGAGUUUAAAAAUUCUGUAAUCACCUUGUAAUUUGCAUUUCUAAAACAAAUUCCAACGCAAGUCUAAAAAUGCAAAUUAGUCUGCAGUUAACCCUCAAGGACCUUGAUGAGCUGUUUGACUUGGCUAAUUGUAAGGAAACAUGGCCCCAACAAAAUAGUUUUCAGUUGAAACAAUGGAACGCAAUCGAAAACUCCUUCAUGAAGGAAAUCUGAGUGUGGCAAAAGAUGGUUGGUUGUUCCCAGUCAGCUGUGUCUAAAAUUUGGUGCAAGUAUAAACAAAAUGGGAAGUUUAUAAACGUAAAACAUACGGUAGACCAAGGAAGAUGGCAAAUGUCAGGAUAGAAAACAAGAGCAAUAUGCCUUGCCUGUCAGUCAUUUUGCAUGUAUACAGCCUCAUGUACAUUUAGACUAUAAAUGAUUAAGAGAUGAACUGAGACAUCAGGUUAAUAAUACACCCUAUUGAAGCAAUGGCACAGCAAACUGGGGUUCAAUCAAAACUUCCGCUUUGACCGUUACUGACAGUGGCUUACACUACAAAACACUCAAUGAGAAUGAAGACUACAGAGGAAAACGAUGCAUACAGAAAGGAAUUUGACCAAGCAAGAGUGAAGACAAGAGUGAACAUUGGUGUGGCUUUUCAGUGCUGGAGAUACCUGAAAGACUCAAGCUUGCUUUGUUAAUGGUUGACCGGUGAUUAUUUUGUGGGGGUAAAAAACCCUGUAACCUGUGACCAGGAUACAACUGAAGAUGAAUGAAGGCUGUGUUCAUAAGUGAGCGUACAGAGAGGAGAAACCUAAAGCUUGUCAGUGUUCAUGUAGGGUGUCACUUCAUUGAGGUGGACGUCUGGCAUUUAACACAUUUAACUGCUCCAGUGAAAAUUCUCUUGUUGCUUUUACAGUUUUUCAAAUUUAACAUCCUUGCCAGCUGCAGCAAGAGCAGAUUGGACAUCAACGGAUGAAGCUUCAGGAAGUGCUUGGGAUGACAGACAGUUACCUCAAGAUGACGCAGCCUCAGCACCAGUGGAGAUAGAGUGUUAACAAAAAGCAUGACGAAUACGCGGAUAGCAGGUUCACGAGAAGUUGUCAGCUGGAACAGAAGAGAUGUGCAAAGGAGGCCAUUCAAUGCAGGUGCACACACAAACUUAUCCGAAACCAGGUAUAUAAACUUGACCAAGGAGGGGUUUGUGCAUCUGAUGUUCCGCUGCCUGGACUGCUCCAGUGAGUGCCGGAUCCGAGGGAAAGGCCGAGGUGAGCAUCUCACUUUCAGACAAGAGUGCCUGAUCUGCUGUAACUACAGAGUGUGGACCUCUCAGGCAGCUGAUGCACAAAACAACAAGGUGACUGAUGAGCGUUCGCCGUGUAGUGAUGCUCACAGGACGUCAUCCGACAGCAUACCUGUGACUGUAGACCAGGAACACCUGACUGAGUCACCAAAUCCCACGAGUGAGGACAACACUCGGGCUGCUGAGGAUUCCAUCUCGGUGAGAAAGGAACAUGACGAGAAUGUGAGGGAGGAUGAGCUGAGUCUCCUGAUGGAAACGCAUGAGGACAGUGAUGAGGAAGAGGGUUCAAAUCUUGCACUGAUAAGCGAUAAGCCUGCUAACCCAACUUACCCCGAGUCUUCUGAAACGCUGACAGCUGAUGAGGAACUGUUUAUUGAUGAGUACAGUUCUGAAGAGGUUGUUGGGAAAGAAAGUGACAAGUCCUCUCAAAACAGACAUGGAGAAGAUUUUGACGUGUACCUGCAGAGCUUCUCGGACAAUGCCAAUGUGAGUGCAGAUGAGGACCCAAGUGAAGAGCUCGCUGAGAAAGAGAGCGACAAGUUCUCUAAAAAGAGACCAGAAGAGGAUUCAGACGAGUACCUGCCGAGCUCCUCGGACGAGGCCUUGGAGAGCUGUGAUGAAGAAACGUCUGAUGAGGAGUUUACCAAGAAACCAUUUCAGAACACUAUUAAGCCAGUAAUUUGGUGUAUAGACUGUGAAGCUGUAGCUAAAAUGGUAUGCUCAAUACAGCGGCACGAGAAGAACUAUUGCUGUGCGGAGUGUGUCUCUGGCGAGAGUGUCGAGAUCCUCAGUUUAAAGGACUACACCGUUCAUUUUAGUGACAUCCGGAGUUUUCAUCUGCAUGCCAUGGCUGAGCAUUGUGGCACGGAAAACCUUUACGAACGCAAGAUCUGUCAGGACUGUAAUAAAACUAUCAGGGUGGAGACGGACCCCAACAAGAAGGGCCAUGUGUGCGAGUACAAGAUCAAACCGUUUUCCUGUGACGUGUGUCACAAGCGCUUCUUCACAGAAAUUGGACAAAAAGUGCACUACCGUCGCUUGCACGGAGAUUACCAGCACUCCUGCAAGUACUGCAUGAUGGUGUUUGAUACAAAACAGUCCAAGCUAGAGCAUGAGCAGAGUCACAAAGAAGACGGGCUGCUCUAUACGUGUCCGGACUGUCCAGAAAAGUUUCAAGAUUUCGUUACACGCAAUAAGCAUUUAAACACCCACCGAGGUAAAAAGAAAUACAUCUGCAGCACGUGUAAUAGGAAAUUUACCAGGCUUCAAAGUUAUGAGAGACAUGUGCGCAUACACUCAGGGGAGAAACCUUACAAUUGUGAGGUGUGCGAGCGUUCCUUCAGCCAGGAUGGACACUUGAAGUCCCACAUGCGUCUCCACACAGGGGAGAAACCCUUCCUGUGUGAGCAUUGCGGAGAGACUUUUAAUCACAACAUCAGCCUGAAGAACCAUCGGCAGAGACAACAUGACAUCGACUCUAGCUGUGUGCCAGCAGAGGACAACAAACAGAUCGGUAGACCCGUAAGGAACAAAGAUCAGCCUAGAAGGCAAAGAAAAACGCGCUCUACUGCUGAUGCCGACAUGGAGAGUUGUGAGUCCGGCUCUGAAGAAGAGCAGCAGAAAAGAUCUCGGAAGAGGAAACCCAGGAGGAAGAAACGAGGAAAAAAAUAAUGUACAAGCAGAGAACUGACUUGGAGCUGAGCUUGGUAAAGCUGCAAAGACAGAAAUGUACUUUUACACAUGCAGGAUCUCUUCAUUGACAUGAGAUGCAAGAAAUCAGAUGGUGUCAGAGACCACAUGAUUUUAUUAUUGCUUAUACACUCGAGCGGAAACCACCAGAAUUACUCAAAAGUAAAACAGUUACUAGCUAAGAGUUUGCUUACACGGUGUUUCCGCUAUAGGUCAGUGUUGGUUUUAAUAUGUGCGGUUGUGUAAUGUUGAAAAUCCAGUUAUAGUUGUUCCAGAAUAGUUCUUCAGUCUUACCAAAAGUGCCUUACAUUCCUACCAUGACUUCAAAAGAGCAUUAAACGUAAAGGGUUUAUUUUCUAUUUUAGAAAACAAAGCUGGCUGCAACUACAGAACAAUGCUGCUGUAUGUAACAGACGUCGUACAACCGAUAAGUGCACAUUAUUAUAUAAGUGCUUGUUUUUAAGGUUUGAGCAAAGAGAAUUAUAUAAGUUGAUUUCUUUGAAAUAAAUUCUUGUUACGAAAAUGACUGUUUCCUCUAUACUAAAAUGCAAAAGCAUUUUUUUAAAAAAAAAUCUUUGUUUAUGGGUAUAUAACAAGCUAGACAUGGGGUUUGAGAUUUCCGUAUUUGUACAAUGUACCAAUUACUAUAAUUACAUUUACUAUUACUACUACUUGCUAGUUAGGAGUAGGAAAUGUAAACAGUCCUGGAACAAUGGAAAAACUGCUAUGGCACUUUUUUAUGCACGUACAGAAAGGCUUCUCCGUCUAUGUUGAUUGUAGAUACAGAAGAAUAUGCCAUAAAGAAGCUAUAUUGAAGAUGCCACAUUAAGGAGAGAUUAUCAUCAAAUUUAAUAGUAUUUAUUAUUAUUGUGUUAGAGGUAGAACUCGUUACCCACCGUUAUCAAAAUGAUUAUUAUUGAGUUCUGAUGGUUAUUAGCCUGUUUGACUUUUCGCUUGAAUUAAAUGGCUUUAAUCUAGUCUACAACCCCAAUUCCAAAUAAGUUGAGACUCUGUGUAAAAUGUAAAUAAAAACAGAAUGCAAUGAUUUGCAAAUCUCAUGUUAUUCACUAUAGAACAUAGAAAAUAUAUCAAAUGUUUAAAGUGAGGAAAUGUAUAGUUUUAAGGAAAAAAUAAGGUAGUUUUGAAUUUUACGGCCGCAGCACGUCUCAAAAAAGUUGGGAGGGGGGCAAGAAAAAGAUGGAAAAGUAAGUGUUACUAAAAAGAAACACAUGGAGGAACAUUUUGCAACUAAUUAGGUUAAUUGGCAGCAGGUCUGUAUUAUAAUUGGGUAUAAAAAGAGUAUCUUAGAGGCAGAGUUUUGAGAAUUAGGGUUGUAAUUUCAAAAUUAUUGAUUAAUCUUUCAAAAAAUGUAACCUUGGGUCAUCUCAAGUAGUCUAAUAAUUACAAAGUUGAUUGCGUGACCGUUUUUACUUUUCCUAAAAAAUAAAUAAAUAAAUAAAUAAAUAAAGUGAUUAUUUCUAUGCAUUGUCAUUGCCUUCAGUUUUAAAAAUGCAUAUUUUUUUAAAACUUGGUUUAACGAUGACAACC